UUCAGAAAUUUAAAAAGGCAGUGAGUGCCCUUAAAGUUCUCUGCAGAGCACAGCCAGGGCAUUGUUUAAUGUUUAUAGAUGGGCAAAGGACAGAAGAACCCAGGUGCUGAAGCCUGACACAGAUCAAACAGAGAUCAGUCUCAAAAGCACAACACUCCCCACUGCACAAAAACAUCUCUGCUGUUUGUGUCACCCAACACAGCCCCCCUGAAUCAACAUUCAAAUAGACAAGAGUGGCACUGGCCCCGGGUAAGGGGAUACCCAGCACAUUUACAUCCCUGCACCUGCCCUGCUCCCAGCAGCAGCGGCACCAAAAUCCCCCCCAGCAGCAGCAGCAGCAGCAGCAGCAGCAGCAGCAGCAGCAGCAGCAGCAGCAGCAGCAGCAGCAGCAGUAGCAGCAGCAGCUCUAUAAAGCUCCUCUUGCCAUCCCUGACACUCCAGCAACAGCAGCCACUGAGCUGCCUCAGGCACUGCUGCCACAGCCCCCUUGGCCAGCACAGCUCUGCUCCCCAGCUCCACCAUGGAAGCUUGUCACUCUCCACACCAAUCCAAUGUCACUUCAUACGGGGCCACAGCUUUGGCCAUCAUCACCCUGGAGGCAUUUGCUGGUGUGUGGAUAAAUGCUUUCAUCGUUUGUGUGCUUGGUAUUGGCUGGGUCAAAAAGAAAACCGUGAACUCUAAUGAGAAGAUCUUGCUGCUGCUGGGAUGCUCCAGGUUUUGCUCUUUGUGCUUCUCAUGGAUAGAUGCCUUUCUCUCAAACCUUUACCCUGACUGCCUUCGGGUUCAUUCCAUACUUCAGCUACUUCUAGGUGCUUAUAGUUUUUCUAAUUGUUCCAGCUUGUGUGUUUCAGCCUGUCUUUGUGGUUUUUAUUGUGUAAAAAUUGCCAAUUUCAGGAACAGCCUCUUCAACUAUCUGAAAGUAAAAAUUGACAAGCUGGUGCCGUGGCUUUUGUUGGGGUCAGUGAUUUUCCCCCUUAUUAUUGGAAUUCUUGUCUACAAUGCUAUUGAUAAAGCUGUCUCUGAAAAGCUCAAUACCACGUGCCAAGGAAGAUUUUGGAAAGCUUCUAUCAAAAUAGAGGAACAUUUUUACCGUCUUUAUUUUGUCACUGGCAUUUUAUUUACUGCUUCAUUCAUGGCAGUCAUCUCUUCUGCUGUUUUCCUUCUCUUCUCUCUCUGGAGACACAAACACAAGAUGCAGACAAACUUCAUGAACAGCCCCAGCAUGGAAGCCCACAUCAGAGCAAUGAAAUCUAUUCUCUCCUUCUUCAUCAUGUACAGCAUCAACUUUGUGUCUUUGAUCCUGACUCUAAUUUAUGCAAUGAAAUACCAAAAACAGGUGAUAAUUUAUCUUAACUUAAUUCAACAUGCUUUUCCAGGUGUUCAUUCCCUUAUUCUGAUUUUCAGCAAUCCCCAGCUGAAAAAGAAACUGCUUAGGAUUCCUUCCUGUGUGAAGCACAUAGUUUGCAUGAGAUAGAAAGUGUAACAAAAGCUGGAGCUCCUGCAAAAUAUUUCUAGAGAAAACAAGUUCCAUUAAUUUUCACUGCAACUCUCUAGGCAGUAGAGAUCAUAGACAAGUUCAGAAAUAUAUAUUUCAAAUUCUUUGAACUUUGCUUAUGAGGUAAAUAAAAUAUUAUUUGCAUUUAUUUAAAACAUCUCUCAGAGUUAACCUUUUUUUAAUAGCAAAGUCAUUUAGACUUUUUACAGAGGCAAGAUGCAAAAGGAUAAUAAUCAUGCAAACCUGCCACAAAUGCUUUGAUUUUCACUGAUUGAACUGACUGAAUGCAACCACAGGUUGACCUCUAUUUUGAUUUACCUUGCUUCCUGCUGUGGCCCUGUGCUGUGGGAUCUGUCAUGGGCUGUAUCAGUGUCUGGCAGUGGCCAAUAGCUCUGGGUGAACAUGCUGAGCCCUGGCCCUCACCAGAGGUGGUCACUGAUGCACAAAGAGCGAGGCAGGAACAGCCCUGGGGAGCUCAGGGGGUGCAGAGCCCCCUUCCCACGCCAGCCCUGCGUGUCCUCUCUGCCCCACUGCCUGCAAGGACAGCAUUCCCUGCUCUGUGGGACUGCUCUGCUGGCCUGCUUGGACCUGGGCAUGAGAUUGGCUUUGCCCAGGGCACUCUG
Messenger RNA from Catharus ustulatus (Swainson's thrush), 2118 nucleotides. Its product is annotated as taste receptor type 2 member 9-like. Gene Ontology annotation, cellular component: membrane. NCBI's taxonomy places the organism in Eukaryota, Metazoa, Chordata, Aves, Passeriformes, Turdidae. Gene Ontology annotation, biological process: G protein-coupled receptor signaling pathway; sensory perception of taste; detection of chemical stimulus involved in sensory perception of bitter taste. The transcript has a single exon. Bases 521 to 1474 code for a protein of 317 amino acids. The record is from RefSeq and is a predicted model, not a curated record. Gene Ontology annotation, molecular function: bitter taste receptor activity; G protein-coupled receptor activity.